Molecule: messenger RNA, 990 nt
Organism: Sodiomyces alkalinus F11
Lineage: Eukaryota; Fungi; Ascomycota; Sordariomycetes; Glomerellales; Plectosphaerellaceae
Exons: 1
Coding region: 1-990 (329 amino acids)
Source: RefSeq, a predicted model, not a curated record
AUGACGACACUAGCAGCACCGGAGGACCUCGACACCAUGACCGUCAACGUCGACGCCGGGCAAGCUUCGCCUGAGAAGGAUGACGACCAGACUCUCGCCAUCGCUCUGAGCACGACCUUUUCGGUUCUGGCCAUCGUACUCAUUGCGGGAAGUGUCUUCGUCUGCUGGCGCUACAAGAAGGGCUCGCGUCUCUUCACCCAGCGGGGCAUCACGCCCAUCAACGACGAGGAGAUCGAAUCGUGGAAAAGAAAAGAUGAUCCCGACACGCUCGAAAAGUCCAUCGUCGCAAUCGAGGACCUCACCCCGAGAACUUCCGUGAAAAGGCCAGCCAACGUCGUCGUCUACCAGGCACCACGCCCCUCCGGCGAACAACAUUCCCCCCGAUCCUUCGUCCUGAGCAGCGCCGACACCACCGGCGGCAAGAAAAGCAUCGACGUCCCGCCGACGCCCGUCCUCGCCCGCGCCCCCAACGCCCGCCCAGGCCUCACGGACGAGACGGUCCAGGGCGACGAGGCCUUCAUCCCGAGCCCUAGGCGGCAGACGUCCCGCCUCUCCAAAUACCCGCCGCCGAGCAGCGCGGGCGUCGCCGCCUCUCGUCGCGGCCCCGGUCCCGGCCCCGGCCCCGGCCGAUCGCGCAGCGUGCGGAGCAGCUUCAGCGUCGGCGGGGCCAGCGUGCGCAGCCAGCAGUGGUACGGAUACGGGUACGCCCACAGCCAGGGCGCCGCGAGCCGCGACUUCACCGAUGCCGAGCUCUCGCCGCGGUCGUCCCAGGACCAGUUUGUCCGCCCGGCGCACCACUCCUUCCAGCCUUCUUCGCCGCCUUUCCCCUCUUCGUCUUCUUCCGGUCUGCCGGCGCAGCACCGUCGCGACCGUGUCCAUUCUUCCUCCUCGGCUCUGGGCAGGUUGUCUUUGGAUGACCAGGCCCUGGUGGGCGGUCUGUCGCCGCGGCCUCGGGUCCGGGAGUGCGAGAUUGGACGUGCUAUCGGUUGA